AAUUUACUUUCAUCCUCCUCUCCUCUGCUUCCAUUUCACUCUUUCUUUUUCUCCAUGACCCUCUUCUUCUGCUCAUUCCUCUGAUCCAGAUCACUUCCUUAUAUACAGUUUCAGCGCUUUUUUUUGCAUAUACCCUUUUGUUUUACAAAGCUAUAAUCCAAGUUUCACUGUAAAAAUUACCCAAUUCAAUCUUGUUAUGCAGAUCUGGGUAGCAUUUUUUUUUUUGGAGGUAAUACGUAGAGACAGAUCCAAGAUUUAAUGUCAGUAGACCGAGGGUGCGGUUUAUUAUAUAUGCGUAUACAUGAUUCAAGCUGAAAAACAGUGAAUUCCAAUAGACCUGAUCAAAAGGGGUAGAUCCGAAUUUGGUAAUAAGUAUUCUUUUUUCUUCCCUUUUAUUAUAGUGUUGAUUAAAGGGGCAUGUAAUUUUGUGUUUUUGUAUCUUUUGGUUCUCACGAAUUGCGGUUGGUAAUUGGUUAAAGAUGGAAAUUUCCAGUGGACUGAGUCCUAGAGUGAACUCAGUUACAUCCAUUGAAGGUAAAAAAGAUGACCCAAAUCAUCAAAAAAUCGAAUUGGAAUCAAUAGAUACGGUUUCACAAACGGAUCACCAGUUUCUUACUUUGAAUGCACUGGAGAUUUUGAGGGAAACUGUGAGAAUUCUGCGGUAUAAUUCAAUAGGUUUCAUGACUAUUGCUGCAUUGCUAAUUUGCCCUGUGUCUGCUGUUGCUUUAUCUAAUGUAUUGGUUUAUCAGCCAUUUGUAACGAGACUGAGCAUGAGGUUAUUGCUUGUAGCCAAAACAAGUGGGCUUCCACUUAAGCCAUUUAUCAAGCAAUCUUGUCAUAAAUUCUCUGAAGUGGUGAUUUCAGCUGUAAUGUGCUUCCCACUGUAUGUAACUUUAUCGUUGUUGUCAAAAGCUGCGAUAGUUUAUUCAGUUGAUUGCACUUACUCGAGGAAAAAGUUUGAUUCACACAAGUUUUAUGUGAUUAUGACCAAGAUUUGGAAGCGGGUUGUUGUGACUUACCUGUGGGUGUGUGUGGUGAUUGCUGGAUGCCUCACAUUGUUUAUAGUACUUCUUGUUUCUGUGAGCAGUGUUUUUUCGAUAAUGGGGUUCCCUCCCGAUUUGAUUUUGUACCCCGCGAUGAUAGUAGGGAUGAUUUUCUCAAUAAUUUUAGCAAAUGCUAUUAUUAUAUGCAACAUUGCGAUUGUGAUAUCUGUUUUAGAGGAUGACUCUGGACCACAAGCAUUGCUCAUGUCCAGUUCACUCAUCAAGGGGCAGACACAAGUUGGACUUCUCAUAUUUCUUGGAUCAACUAUUGGGAUGGCAAUUGUGCAGGGUUUGUUUGAGCAUAGAGUGAAGACAAUAAGCUAUGGAGAUGGAUCUUCAAGAUUAUGGGAAGGGCCCCUUUUGGUAAUAUUGUACUCAUUUGUGAUACUUAUUGACUCCAUGAUGAGUACAGUUUUCUACUUCAGCUGUAAAUCGUAUAGAAUGGAAACCUCAAGUGAAGAAAGUCAACCUGUGCUAGAAGCCUUGACUAUUUCUUCAGCAUUAGCAGAAGUCCAAUCACAUGUUUGACAUUCGAAUUUAAGGCUCUUGAAGCUACGGGAAGUUAUUUUGACAAGGAGGAAUUACUACAUGAAGUUUGGAUUAACAUUCAAUUCAUGCAUCUUUUGGGGAAAAAAGAAUGAGUUGAAUCCUCUUAGAGAAAGUUAUCAGAUGCUGAAGGCGGAUAAGUUAUGUGGUUUAUCCUCAUUGACCACUUCAUCAUAAAUAGCUUCUAUGCAGAUCUGUUGUCUGCCAACAUAUUACCAGAAGAAAAUCAUCUGAAAGAUGGUAAUUUUGGGUUUUUGCACAGUAAUAAUCUGUUGAAAACCUCAGCUGAGAUUUGAAAAUUUUAAACAAUGUACUUUUUGUCAUUCACAAUUUAUAAAGAUAUCUUGGAGUUUUCUUU
Solanum dulcamara is the source of this 1947-nucleotide messenger RNA. RefSeq lists its product as uncharacterized. Bases 480 to 1571 code for a protein of 363 amino acids. The record is from RefSeq and is a predicted model, not a curated record. The transcript has a single exon. Lineage: Eukaryota; Viridiplantae; Streptophyta; Magnoliopsida; Solanales; Solanaceae.